Trichechus manatus latirostris (Florida manatee) is the source of this 2566-nucleotide messenger RNA. RefSeq names its product transmembrane 9 superfamily member 1 (gene TM9SF1). The transcript has 5 exons. Lineage: Eukaryota; Metazoa; Chordata; Mammalia; Sirenia; Trichechidae. The record is from RefSeq and is a predicted model, not a curated record. Gene Ontology annotation, biological process: protein localization to membrane. The coding region runs from base 151 to 2295 and encodes 714 amino acids. Gene Ontology annotation, cellular component: membrane.
AAUGGGAGGCCUCCAGUACAGCUUCGGGAAAAUAUUUUUAUUUUUGGCUGGGGGCAUCCAUGACUGGUGGGAGUGGUGUGAGGUGAGGCUCGGACUCGAGGUUCCUCGCACAGCGACGCCCCAAGCACACCCCCGCCCAGGUUGGGGGACAUGAACCGCCUCUCAGGGCUCGGCCUCAGCAGCCUGUGGCGAGUCGUUAUAGGUUCCGGUGGCAGAUGCUUCGAACAUCCACUAGGUGCGGUCCCAGCCACCCGCCCGUGCUCUGUCUCCCAGGCCGUUGCUGGGCGUGCGCUCCCGACUCGGGCGGCCCGGUGGCGACUCUUUAUCCCGAAGAGGCGUCGGCAUCUUCGCAGCCGGGCCUCAUCUGCAGCCCCCUCCCCCGGACACCCAACACGAAGAGUCCGAGCGGCCGAUCUAGGGUCCAGAAAAGGAGCUUUCUGCCCGGCUGAGGCCCCCGCCUAUGAGGGCGGAAGUUGUAAGACUGACGUGUCCUGUGCUGUUCUUCUGAGAGCCAGGAGGACUCCCCGCCGGGGCCGGGGUAUCCGAGGCUUGCGGGGCCCCAGGAGCUGGGCCGGGCUUCUGGCUGUAGAAAGCUUCAUCGGAGAGCACUUGGCCGAGCCGAGUGCGGUGUCUCUUGUGAGGUGGCCGCAGCCGCUGCCAUCAGGCACAGCAGCAGGCAACCCAGUGGAGGUCAGUUGUCAGGUCCUCUCCAACCCGCCUCUACCGCGCGGCUCGUUGGGGAGACCCCCGCAGGAGCCCAAAGGCAGCUACGGGGCCGGUAAGGCCGCUGGCGCCGCCUCGGCCAGCCCUUCCCGCGCGGUAGAACAGCUGCGUCAGGCCAUUGAGGAACUGUACUACUUUGAAUUUGUGGUAGAUGACUUGCCAAUCCGUGGCUUUGUGGGCUACAUGGAGGAGAGUGGCUUCCUGCCACACACCCACAAGAUAGGACUCUGGACCCAUUUGGACUUCCACCUAGAAUUCCACAGGGAUCAAAUUAUAUUUGCCAAUGUCUCAGUGCGGGACGUCAAGCCCCACAGCUUGGACGGGUUACAGCCUGACAACUUCCUAGGCCUCACCCACACUUACAGUGUGCACUGGUCAGAGACUUCAGUGGAGCAUCGGAGUGACAGGCGCCGUGGUGAUGAUGGUGGUUUCUUUCCUCGAACACUGGAAAUCCAUUGGUUGUCCAUCAUCAACUCCAUGGUGCUUGUGUUUUUACUGGUGGGUUUUGUGGCUGUCAUUCUUAUGCGCGUGCUUCGUAAUGACCUGGCUCGGUACAACCUGGAUGAGGAGACAACCUCUGGAGGCUCUGGUGAUGACUUUGACCAGGGUGACAAUGGCUGGAAAAUUAUCCAUACAGAUGUCUUCCGCUUUCCUCCAUACCGUGGCCUGCUCUGUGCUGUGCUUGGCGUGGGUGCCCAGUUCCUGGCCCUUGGCACUGGCAUUAUUGUCAUGGCGCUGCUGGGCAUGUUCAACGUGCAUCGUCAUGGGGCCAUUAACUCAGCAGCCAUCUUGUUGUAUGCCCUGACCUGCUGCAUCUCUGGCUAUGUGUCCAGCCACUUCUACCGGCAGAUUGGAGGCGAGCGUUGGGUGUGGAACAUCAUUCUCACCACCAGUCUCUUCUCUGUGCCUUUCUUCCUGACAUGGAGUGUGGUGAACUCGGUGCAUUGGGCCAAUGGUUCAACACAGGCGCUGCCAGCCACCACCAUCCUGCUGCUUCUGACGGUUUGGCUGCUGGUGGGCUUUCCCCUCACUGUCAUUGGAGGCAUCUUCGGGAAGAACAACGCUAGCCCCUUUGAUGCACCUUGUCGCACUAAGAACAUCGCCCGAGAGAUCCCACCCCAGCCCUGGUACAAGUCUACUGUCAUCCACAUGACGGUUGGAGGCUUCCUGCCUUUCAGUGCCAUCUCUGUGGAGUUGUACUACAUCUUUGCCACAGUCUGGGGUCGGGAGCAGUAUACGCUGUACGGCAUCCUCUUCUUUGUCUUCGCCAUCCUGCUGAGUGUGGGGGCUUGCAUCUCUAUUGCGCUCACCUACUUCCAGUUGUCCGGAGAAGAUUAUCGCUGGUGGUGGCGAUCUGUGCUGAGUGUUGGCUCCACUGGACUCUUCAUCUUCCUCUACUCAGUUUUCUACUAUGCCCGUCGCUCCAACAUGUCAGGGACUGUACAGACAGUAGAGUUCUUCGGCUACUCCUUACUCACUGGUUAUGUUUUUUUCCUCAUGCUGGGCACUAUCUCUUUUUUUUCUUCCCUAAAGUUCAUCCGGUAUAUCUAUGUUAACCUCAAGAUGGACUGAGUUCUGGGUGGUAGAACUACUGCUCUUUUAUCUUAAGCUCUUUCUUCAUGCCCCAUUGAUCUCUCCUACUAGCUUCUCUUCUGAUUGAGUGACUGAAUUGUGAUGGCAUUGUUGCCUUCCCCUUUGCCCUCUCAUCCUCUCUUUCCCAGAGAGCCUGGAAAUUAUACAUAUUAUAUGAGCAGUAUAUACUUGGACUUUUUAAGUUGCUUUUAGUUUUGGUUCCAAUUUUUCUUUUUAUAAAUGUCAAAAUAAAGUUUAUUAAGAAAAAGAA